Raphanus sativus (radish) is the source of this 633-nucleotide messenger RNA. RefSeq lists its product as uncharacterized. The transcript has 3 exons. The record is from RefSeq and is a predicted model, not a curated record. Bases 77 to 511 code for a protein of 144 amino acids. Lineage: Eukaryota; Viridiplantae; Streptophyta; Magnoliopsida; Brassicales; Brassicaceae.
UCUCUUUUUUUUUUUAACCUUUUAAACACACAAACACUCACAUCCAUCUCUCAUCUUCUUCAUCUUCAUCAAGCUCAUGGACUUCGACCCCUCAGGAAAAGAAGCUAGUGUGAAGGAGACAAUUUUGAUGGAAUACGAUGAAGAGAACAACCAACUCGACGUAGAAUUUUGUCCGGUUGAGCAUCCGGUUGAACCGGAAGAAGAAGAUCACCCGGUUAAAUGUCCCGUACCAAUCUCAUCUUCUCUCCUCCGCAACUCAAACGAGAAAUCAAAACCGGGUUGGGUUAAACACAGAGCCAGCUGCGACACUCCGGUUUAUCCACCGCCACGUCAUGUCCGUAACGUAAGGAAGAGACACAACUCGUUCGUUGAAGAGAAGAACAGUUUCUUCACGAGAUCUAUGAUUCCGACAUCGACUCUCCUGUCUCAUGAUGACGAAAUUACAACGUCUACAAGAUCCAACGUUACAAUCUACCGAGCUCUUCAACAAGUUCACGAGUUCGAACCAUGAAAUUUUAAUAUCUUUGCGUUGAGAUCGUUGAGAUGUUUUUCUUUUUGCCUGAGAUUUGAUAUUUCGGUAUACUUGUUAUUUAUUUGGUGAUAAUCGGUCCAGUCAUCUUCGGUCCGGUCAUA